Drosophila grimshawi is the source of this 489-nucleotide messenger RNA. RefSeq lists its product as uncharacterized. NCBI's taxonomy places the organism in Eukaryota, Metazoa, Arthropoda, Insecta, Diptera, Drosophilidae. The transcript has a single exon. Bases 1 to 489 code for a protein of 162 amino acids. The record is from RefSeq and is a predicted model, not a curated record.
AUGAAGGAGUUCUUCACCUACACCGCUAACGACCACGAUUUCCACGAACCCAUCAACAACGAUCAGCUUUCAAACAACCUGCGUAAGAGCCUGCGUGUCAUUUUCAUUAAGGGACCCGAGAACAGCGGUGUGCAAGAUGCUGCUUUGGCUCUGUCCAAACAGGCAGCCGAGCAAAAUACUGCGAUUUAUGUGCUGAACAAGCAGGCUGAUAUCAACGAUCUUGGAAACAAGCUAAAUAGCCUUCGCUCCAACAACAACCAGAAGCCAGAGGUUCACUUUGUUAAAUACCGCACACCGGAGGAUGCUCUCAAUGCCCAGCGCGCCAUCCAAGGUCAGUACGAUGAGCUGGGAGGUAGCUCAUCCCAUCAAAAUGGCGGCGUUGCACCCGUGCUGAAUUUUGCCUCCCACGCACCCGCUCAGCCAGCGGCAGAGGCUCACCAGCCCUUGAACUCAUAUCUGCCUUCAUCGGUGCUCCGCAGUCGUCUCUAA